CUUUUUCCAGCAUUUUCCUGCAACUUUGACAACGGUCGUCUCUGUCAAGGAAUUAAACAACUCAAAGAUGAUAAGUUUGACUGGACUUUAAGAAAAAUCAGCACUCCUUCAGGAGGCACAGGGCCUAAUACUGACCACUCAGGCAAAGGUCAGUUUAAACGCUGAAAUAUUUUCUAAAUACGCGCUUGAUCUUAGAUUCUGAAUAGGUUUCAUAGGCAUUUUCUAACCAAACAUACUUAUGUCUCCUUCAAAUUAAGGCACCGUUUAUAUGGAGAAAGGUUGACCCGAGUAGAAGCUACCCUUGGCUACCAGAGUAACCCUGGGCGAGUCAACUUUUCAUAUAUUUCGUUACCAAAACAUGGCAAAUCGGUUACGUGAGAAAAAAAAUAGAUUUGGCUCGGCUAGAAGGCUUACUGGCCUCGCUAGCCGGGUCACCCUUUUGUGACGGUAGGGUCGCCCUCCAAACCGAAUUAACUUUUCUACAUGUAAACACUUUGGCUCGCUCAGCCAGGUCAACUCGGUCAAGGCGAGACAAUCAGAGCAUGCGCGAGUGCUGUUUGCUCGGACAAAGCUGCCAACUUUGUUCUCAUAUAACUGCUUGCUGAAAGUUGACUCGGCUUGGAGGAAGGCCCUUCUUCCAGGGAGAGGUUUUCUUCUUAUAAACGGAAUUUUGGGCUCUUUUGUUUAUUUAUAGGUUACUACAUUUACAUUGAAACAUCAAGUCCUCGCCUGCCAGGUGAAAAUGCAAGACUGGAGAUCAAGCCUUCGUUGGGAAAUGGUGCAACAUGUAUCUCAUUCUAUUACCACAUGCUGGGUAGAGACGUGAAUGAACUUAAAGUCCUUGUGAAUGGCAAGCAACAGCUUUCAAAAAAAGGAUCACAGGGAGAUAAGUGGAACAAGGCUGAAUUCAAAGUCCAAGAGAAAGCAACAUCCGUAAGAUUACUUUUGAUGUUAAUGAACCGCAUACAUGAUAUACAGUAAUUUUACUACUACGACCCAUCCUCGGAGACCCAGGGGCAGUCAGUCGGGUAGGGAGAAAAGGCGGGACGAAAGUUUUUAUUACGGACGAAAGAGCCGCUGGGUACCGACUCUCUCCGGAUCAUUUCCAAAACUUCAAGCGGAUGCCAGCUCUUGAUUGGGCACAAAAAAUGCUUUGUAUUAUUGUGCCCAAUCGGCGAACACAUCUUAAUGAGUUCUUUUCGUGUGUUCGUACAUGACGGCUAUUGUCUCGAUCACGACUUGUCUAGCUUACGCACCAAAGAAAUGCUCGCAGUCAGGAAACUUUCAGUUUGAUGUAAAAUCCUCAUCUGAUUCAACUCGCUUACUCUGCCAAAUGCAAGCAAACUCUUCUGAACCAUAUCAAAGUUCAUGGAGAGAAUGAUUUUGUUAUUGCUUGUUUACGUCCUUCACAAAACGUGAAAUUGGUCAUUCACGGGUAGCCGUGCAGUUGAAGGCAAAGAAAUGUACAAAAAAGCGUGAUGCACGUCCAAAAUUGUUGUUUUGUCUUGUCAAGCUAUUUGAAUUUCUCAUCGCCGCCGCAUCUUAAUUGUGAUCCGUCAAAAACAGAAUAUUCUCAGGGCAAAUUCAAUUGCUCUUGCUGAUAGUAACCCAAACGUUUUUUCAACUCAUCGGUAGCUCCUUUGUUUCUGGUUAGGAAAGUAGAAAAUAAAAGUUUCCCUUGUACGCAAAAGCUUGGUGAACGAACCGGGCAAGUGUGGCCUGACAAUAGCCGUCGUGUACGAACUCACGAAAAGAACUCAGGAGAAACAGUUCGCCGAUUGGGCAAAAUAAUACAAAGAAUUUUUUGUGCCCAAUCAGGAGCCGGUAAACGCUUGAAUUUUUGGAAAUAGUUCGGUGAUCAUGAGAGUCGUUACCCAGGGGCUCUUCCGACCUUACUUGAAAACUUUCGUCCCGCCUUUUUUCCCGACCCGACUGAUUGCCCCUGCGUCUCCGAGGAUGACUACGACCUUCAGGUUUUCUUGUGCAAAUUAGGGAUUUUGUUAUUUAAACCUCGCUGGGAUUCGCUGGGAUUACCAAAAUCAUAAAUAUAAAAGAAAAGACGAAAAGGAGUUUCUUUGAAGAAGAAAAUGACGCCAUCGUCAGCAAAUGGCCUAUUAUCUAAUAGGGCGCACGUAUAGGGGUAUCAGUAUUUCUGAACUAAGAAUUUUUGUAAUGACAAAAAAAAAAAAAAGAAAACUCUGUCAUAAUUGACUACUGUUUUAUGCAAGAUAAACUGUAUUUCUGAAAGGACUAGGUUUUUCUGAUGUUAACGAUAUUUCUCAUAGAAAAAUAGCUUGCAAUGAAAAAUACCUGAAUGUUACGAGAUAUAAUUAUUUUGCAGGUCGUUUUUGAAGGUGUUCGUGGAACAUCAUGGCAAGGUGAUAUUGCCGUCGAUGACGUCAAGAUAGAAAACUGUGGGGGAGGAGGAGGUGGAGGUGGAUGUGGUAUGUCACUCUCCCAGUUUGCAAUGACUUUUCCCUAGUCCUUUUCAGUGACUCUGCUCGAACACACAAAGACCGCUUUAAACGGAAACGUUUUUGUUAUUUCUGAGUUUCUUUACUGAUAGAAACUUUUGCAGAGGAAAAAAGCGUUUCAGAUGGUUUUAGGGCCGUGCUCUUCAACUUCACCUGCACAUUAACGAAGCAAAUAAAUUCUUAAUGACAGGAUAACAACAACCAACGACAAAUGCAUCAACAGCUCUCACCGAUCUUCCUCUUGGAAUUUUGUUUUUUUAGGUACUCCACCACCACCAAGUACACCAGCUCCUCCAUCAGGUCAGUAUUAUUUUACUCCAAAGGUUUCCAGCACUAAUAAUCAAGAAAAAGCCUUUAAAUCAAAAGUUAAGGAAUGCUGACAUGAUCAUUGGGAUUUGAGGUGACAAGAAUGCUAGAAAAUGGAAAUGGCAAAAAAAGUCACAAUGUUCGCACAUAUCAGCUUCCUCCCCUUUCAGACAAUACUGGAUUCUAGAUUGACUGGAAAUAGUUCUGGGAUGUCGAAUUUAUAAGCCUAAGUAAAUCUAAUUUAAUACCACAUUUGUAAAUGAGACAUUUAAGGGCAAUAACCCUAAGAGAAAGGAGUUGCUUUCUACAGUCAACCAAAUUAGAUUACUUAUGAAAUAAAUUCAUCUGGUAUGAGGAAAAAUCGUACAUUGCAGAAUGCUACGUAUACCCCAGCCGCGUUCCACCUUCAAAGCCGUAUAUCACAUGAAUCAUAAGUCGGUUAAGACAGUCUAAUAAUAAAGCUUUUAUGAAGGUAGCACUUAAUAUCUCCCGAUAAUCUACACAUGGCCCUCAGGUUCAAAAAGCUAUGUUUCAUAAGAUAAACUAAUUAAGGAAUUGCCAAGGAUUGUUCAUUACAAUUUGCAAACUUCAAUUCGCUUAAGUACGUCAAAGUAGAGCAGUCUUUCAACUCCUCAGGAAGCCUGUUCCACAAGCCUACAGCACCAACCAUAAAUCACCGCUGUAUAGCCUGAGGGUGGAGUGACUGGAUCACCAAUAUACUAAACCAAAUGUCCCAUCCCUCCUUCUCCUUCCGCCACAACUAUGAGUUUACUCUCCUGUGUUAUGUGCUCAUAGGUUCAUGCGGUAUUCGCCCAUCUACUCGAAUUGUUGGAGGCGUGGCUGCUAAGCAUGGAGGUUGGCCAUGGCAAGCGAUGUUAAGAACCAGUUCUAAUUUCCCGUACUGUGGUGGCACGCUCGUAUCUCCUCAGUGGGUGGUCUCUGCCGCUCACUGCGUCAGUGGAAAGUCGGCUAGCUCAGUCUUUAUUCGGUAUAUAUUGUCACCUUUUUUCUUAAUUCCACUCUUGAAAAAAUAUUUGCCACUUUAAAAACAAAAAAGGAUCUGGAGCCAAAAUACGGCCCUCAGUUGUAUGCAAGAUCGUUACUGUCACCCCAUACCACUUGUAAACAGUCCCAAAAGUCUUUGCGAAAGUUAACUCGGCCCAGCCUCCUUAUGGUUUUUAAAGUGGCGUCGGAUGCAGGAACAUUAUCCUAUACCCUUAGGUGGCAGUGUGGCUGAGAAGUAAGCGGUCAAACUCUUCCUGUUGUGCACCCAUGGUUUGAAUUUCGCCACCAGCCACUAGAUGGACUUGUUUCUUGGUUGUCCUAUUCUACGGUGCUGGUUUUUACUAUGCUCUGUAAGAUAUUGCCAGCUCCUAAGAUCGCCAUGAAAGCCAACUAUGUUUUUUUUUUCAUAGAAAAAAAAUACUUAGUGCAGGUACCUUAGCUUUUUAGGUAACAAAAACCACCUCUCGUAGGCGACCACCUCCCAUAAGCGACCACUUUCUUAAAACACCAAACAUGUUCUCAGUCAAAGCCUUAUACUGGAACCUCUCGUAAACGAGCACCUCCCGUAAGCGACGGCUGACUGUUUUAGAAUUUUCUAUCGUUUUCAACCUGCGGUAAGCGACCACUUGACACAUGGUCUUACUAAACAGUGACGAGUACAUUGUAAAAAUGGACAAAAAGGAAUUUAGUCUUUGGCUGUCAUUAUUGUCUACACAUCUAUUACUGUGUUUAUUAAGUACGAUCUAUAACAACAAUAUUAACCAUUACCCUUGAGAUGAAUACUCAGAUUUCCAGGUUUCAGUUUGAGAAGUUAAGUUUUUGUUCGUCAGACGGCUUAGGGACAUUUCUGUACAAGAAGUCACAUGCACAAGUAAAAUUUUUUAACCCCAAAUUUAUGACGCACAUUUCCGUAAAUAAACUGUCACAUAGAAUGGCUAAUGAUUAUGUCAAUAAAACUACCAGUAACUGGCAGGGGAAAGUAAACCUUCAUUACUUUUUUAGAAUAAAUAUACCACUCCAUUCUAGGUUGACUUAAAAAUUUCGCCCUUGCGUUCCGACUCUCGUAAGCGACCACCAAGCCUUUGCAUUUUGGGUGGUCGCUUACGGGAGCUUCGACUGUAAUCAAUCGUACUGGAUAAAAACAUCCAUAACUGGCCCGAGUCAGUUGGCUGUUUAAAAAACUGAUAAUAAUUACCAAAGCUUACAAGCAUUUCUGUUAAGUAUUCCAGACUCAGGACAACUUUGGACCACACAACACAAUCAAUGUCAGAAACACAGCAGGUAACAAGUGCUGAUAAGCAGAUGUUUUUCUUCGCAGGCUUGGUGCUCAUAAGCGAACAUCAGACGUUGGAACCGAACAGGAUUUCAGAGUCAGCAAGAUCAUUACACACCCAUCAUACCACCAACCUAAAAGGCUUAGCCAUGAUAUCGCCCUCUUGAAACUGGAACGACCUGCUCAGCUAAACAGGUUCAGUAUUUACCCUUCAUUUCAAUUCAGAAAGUCUUACUCAAAAAAGGUUUACAGCUAACAACCUAGCCUGCGCGCAGACGAAAUUAAACUCUGGUUAACUCCGUCUGCGAAACAGCGCCGAAAUCCUUGUUCUGGACUUCCAGCUGUGUACCCAGAUUUGAGUACGCGCCACGAUUGGCCAGUUAAAAAGGCCGUUGUUUUGUUUGUCGUGAUCGCCAAUCAGGUUGAAGGGGAAUUCGAAACGCACUUCCGGUAAUUCGUUGAGUCCGUUGGGGGUCCAGAACAAGGAUCUCUGCGCUGCUUCGCAGACGGUACUAAUCAGAGUUUAGUUAUCGUCUGCACGCAGGCUACUAACAACCAAGUCCGGUGUAGUUUUUUUAGUUCUUCUUGAGCAAAAAGGUUUUUUUCAUUUUUUUGUAAUAAUUAGUCACAGGCUUACUUACUGGGACUCAAAAUUGUUUCUUUGUUUCUUGUGGUGAGUUUCUAAUGGUGCGGCGGAAACCAUCGUUGGUCCGCUUGUGUGUUAUGGUGAGGGUACUGUUCAGUGAUUUGUUUGGUGAUUGCGUCCAUCUGAAAGAAACCAAGAAACUACCCUUGUGGUUGGAUCUUGAGCCCCGUGCAAACGGACGCAUCAUUGUUUGCUAACAUAACUACUAACAUUGUUGGAUGUUACAUGUUGUGUCCGCCUUGCACUCCCUGUUGCAUGUCGUUGUGUGUUGUUGGGAUUUGUUGUGCAAAGUUUGAAACCGGUCAAACUUUUAGAUAUGUGAGAAACGGACACAACAAUUCCCAACAAUGUUGCGUCCAUUUGCACGAGGUUUUAUCUCCGUCGUGAUUUUGUAUCAUUCAUUUGAAUUUGUAUUUGCUGCUUCUCAAAAUCUUUUCCAGGUACGUGAAUCAAGCUUGUCUUCCUCAUCAAGUUAACGCACCAACAGAUGGGAAGCGGUGUUGGAUUACAGGUUGGGGUAGACUUUCAUCGGGUGGGGCCACCCCCGAACUAUUACAGCAAGUAUCUGUUCCAAUAGUAAGCCGUGCCCGCUGUGACAAAGCGUACCCAAAUAAGAUCCACGACUCCAUGAUCUGCGCAGGUCUAGACCAAGGAGGUAUUGAUUCCUGUCAGGGAGAUAGUGGGGGACCAAUGGUGUGUGAAACUGGCGGGCGAUACUAUCUUCACGGGGCCACAAGCUGGGGAUAUGGGUGUGCUGCUAAAGGGAAAUUUGGUGUCUAUGCCAAAGUAAAAUAUUUGAUGUCUUGGAUCACGAAUGAAAUGAAAAAGAAUUGA
Molecule: messenger RNA, 6538 nt
Organism: Porites lobata
Lineage: Eukaryota; Metazoa; Cnidaria; Anthozoa; Scleractinia; Poritidae
Source: the annotation of a GenBank genome assembly